GCUCCGAACAAUCCUCUCCUGAACGCCUCAACAUUCGUCGGUUCAGUCUGCCGGCAUCGCUCCUCGGUGCUUUCGAUUCGUCCGCCUUUUCUAGGGUUGAAAAUCGCUUGAAGCACAUGUCCUAUCGAUCGAGCCAUCCUGCUGAAGCCAUGGGUUAAGACUGUCCAGUCGCAGAGUUCACGUGUGUUUCAAAGUUUCCAGUGCUAGUGCGGACUUAUGUCAACAAAAACUCCGGAAAUGACCCGGAACGGCCACGAACUUGCUCCACUCAACACCCGGAACGGUCCCGAAGGGGGCAAACCGGGUGUCACCAUCGUGCUGCAGGGCCCUCGAGGCUCGAUCAUCUCCAGGGGCAGCGCCCCCAUCGACCAGGAUCCGGACCGCGCGGCCUGGUCCGGAAAAAUGCAGUUCUUUCUGUCAAUUAUCGGGUACUCGGUGGGAUUAGGGAAUAUUUGGAGGUUUCCCUAUCUGUGUCAACAGAACGGCGGGGGUGCCUUUCUUAUUCCCUUCGCCGUAAUGUUGAUCCUUGAAGGCAUCCCGCUCUUCCUCAUCGAGCUGGGAAUUGGCCAGAAGAUGAGGUUGGGCUCGUUGGGUGUCUGGAAUACCAUCCACCCAUGGCUGGGCGGCAUCGGAAUCUCGUCGUGUAUCGUCACUUUCUUCGUAGCUCUCUAUUACAAUGUCAUCAUAACAUGGUGCUUUUAUUACUUCUUCAACAGCUUUCAGUACCCGCUCCCUUGGGAAAACUGCCCCGUGGUGAACGGCACCGCGGUCCCCGAAUGCGACAAAUCCUCCGCCACCGCCUAUUUCUGGUACCGCACCACUCUGGACGCCGCCACCAGCAUCGAAGAUCCGGGGAUUCCCCGCUGGUGGAUCGUCCUCUGCCUCCUCCUGUCGUGGAUCAUCGUGUUCUUCAUUGUGAUGAAAGGCAUCCAAAGCUCGGGAAAAGUCGUCUACUUCACCUCCAUGUUCCCUUACCUCGUUCUGACAAUAUUCUUCAUCCGGGGAAUCACCCUGAAAGGCGCCAGCGCCGGCUUAGCCCACAUGUACACCCCCAAAGUCGAGAAACUCCUCGACCCGAAAGUGUGGCUCGAAGCUGCCACCCAAGUGUUUUACUCUUUUGGGUUGGCUUUCGGGUCACUGAUCGCUUUCGGGUCGUACAACACGCCGAAGAAUAAUUGCGUCCGGGACGUGAUUCUAGUGUCAGUUUGUAACGCCUUCACUGCGAUUUACGCCAGCGUGGUAAUUUUUGCCAUUUUGGGGUUCAAAGCUGUGAGCAAUGUUGACAAAUGUUUGGAGCACAAUAUACAGUUUUUGAUCAGCAAUGGGCACUUUGCAAAUGCAAAAGUGGCCGAUAUUUCGACGACGAUGUACGAGGAAGCGGUUAAAAAUUUAAACAACUCGACUUUAGCGCAACUUCGGACUUGUUCGUUAGAGGACGAACUGAGCGGAGCCGCCCAAGGAACUGGUUUAGCCUUCAUCGUGUUCACCCAAGCCAUCGUCGAGCUUCCAGGUGCUCCUUUUUGGGCUGUGAUAUUCUUCUUGAUGCUCCUUUCCCUUGGAAUUGGCUCGCAGAUCGGCAUUUUGGAAGGAAUGCUUUGUACCAUCUUUGAUAUCGAGAUCCUCAAAAGAAUCAGAAAGCAGUACAUCACAGCGUUCGUCUGUGUCGUCUGCUUCUGCAUCGGCAUGAUCUUCACAACAGGAGCUGGCGAAUAUUGGCUGAAGAUGUUUGAUUCAUUCGCCGCCACCAUCGGACUGGUCCUUGUGGCACUGAUGGAGAUGAUUUCCGUGAUUUAUGUUUACGGACACGAGAAAUUUACGAAGGAUAUUCAAGAUAUGACCGGGAUUAAGCCGGGGGUGUAUUGGCAGCUGACUUGGAGGUUCUUAGCGCCGAUUAUAAUGAUCGCCAUCCUGAUUGCUUCCAUUGCAGACAUGGUGAAGAAGCAUCCGUCGUAUGAAGCGUGGAUCCCUGACCUGGGUAAAGCUGUGGAAACGGUUUAUCCCGGCUGGGUUUUGGCCAUAGCUGUCGCAAUGAUCGCCGCUGGGGUUCUCCCUAUCCCAAUGGUGUUCCUCUUGCGCCGCUACCAAUGCCUGAAGAUGGAUAUCAACAUCCACGAAGGUUCCAUCAGAAGAAUUGACACAACAGUGUCCACCAAAGAAAUGAUCACAGACGUUGAUGAGCAAUUAACAAGUCCGGACGGACCAUGUAUCACUGCUACCAACACGCUCAAAAAUAAAUUUACAAUUGGAGAUUUCGAAGUUUAAUUGGACGACGACGAGGAUGACGUUGGUCCUCUGGGGGAGUACCACGACGAUUCGGAUGACGAUGAUGGGCCUCAAGUCAAUAGCCGUCUAGAAAAAAGCUUUCGUAUGGAAGUUAUAGAUGAUUAUUGAAAAGAGAUGUCUUAGAAUAGUUAAAUUGUGAUAUUUUCCUUAGAUUGAAGGCCUGGCAUGACGAAAUUUUCUUCCCGGUUGACUUAUUUCGCCACAAAUUGUCUAUUUUGAGUAAUUAAAAGUGUCGAGACGUCUCUGAACAAUAAUCCAAUUGUUACUAGCUUUAGUUAGUUGUUGUAAACAAUUGGUGUAAUUUACAUUGUAAAUAGUGUAAAUACGAGUACUUAUUUAAUUCCUAGAAGAUGCAAAUUGUGUUUAAAGAAUUUAUCGAAUUAUAGUAUCGUGCCAAAAUGUUGUAAACGGUAUAUUUUUUGCAUGAGUGACUAAAAUGUGAUGACGUGUUGUAUUACAACAUUGGCGAAAUACUAUAUUGAAGCAAAGCUUGUUGAUAUUAGGUUAGUAGCCUAAAUAAGCUUGGCGCGGUUCAAAACCUCGCCCUAGCCAAUUAAGUAUUGAACGAAGAAACAAUAAUUAAUGUUUAAUACUCAGUAGAACCAUUUUUCAUUUUAUUUUGUACUGUUCAUCCAAUAAAACCGAUUUUUUUCUAUUUUAUUUUGUUAUCGAUGCACGUUAGACCCCAUUUCAAACCGAAAAAUAAUAAAUGUGUGUGCCUGGCUCAAGCUCAGUGUGGCCAUUCCUCUCUUCCACUCGAAGAAUGAAUACUUUCUCAACACACUGUGUUUGACAAUUUUUGUAUCUUCAAUGUUUAUUCUCGGAAUUUUUUCAAAUGUUGCACACUUUAACUUUUUGCACAGACGGAAUGUAUGCCUGGCUGCAUACGUUCUCGAAUUAUUUUUGAAAACGGUUAAUAAAUAGUACAAUUAUAUCGCGAAUUGCUCAGAAAAUACAUUUAGGGGUUAUUUUCUGAAAAAAGUUGUGACUUUAGCCGAUAGAGAACAUUUUCACAAUAACAAAGUAGGAGGGAUUCCCUCCCAAACGCUUCAGUAAAAAAUUAACGAUUGUUGUUUAGUUAUUUUUAGGAAGGGUUGAAUUUAGGUUCAAAAAUGCAAGACUGUUGUAAGAAUUAUUUACAUAUUAAAAAUUCUUAUGUAACACGGAGGAAAUUGUGUAUUUAGAAAUAAAAAAGCAUGAAAAUUA
Tribolium castaneum (red flour beetle) is the source of this 3489-nucleotide messenger RNA. RefSeq lists its product as uncharacterized. Gene Ontology annotation, cellular component: plasma membrane. Gene Ontology annotation, biological process: sodium ion transmembrane transport. The record is from RefSeq and is a predicted model, not a curated record. The transcript is spliced from 8 exons. NCBI's taxonomy places the organism in Eukaryota, Metazoa, Arthropoda, Insecta, Coleoptera, Tenebrionidae. The coding region runs from base 217 to 2262 and encodes 681 amino acids.